Penicilliopsis zonata CBS 506.65 is the source of this 1342-nucleotide messenger RNA. RefSeq lists its product as hypothetical. The record is from RefSeq and is a predicted model, not a curated record. The transcript is spliced from 5 exons. Gene Ontology annotation, molecular function: methyltransferase activity. Bases 106 to 1083 code for a protein of 325 amino acids. NCBI's taxonomy places the organism in Eukaryota, Fungi, Ascomycota, Eurotiomycetes, Eurotiales, Aspergillaceae.
CAAAGUGGUCUGCGUCUUCCUGCUCGCCAACGGGUUGACUUUUCCUUCCGUCUUCUUCCCCCACCAUCCACCCUCAAUCUCAUCCUUGGAUUCUCCAGCAGACUCAUGACAGAGGCAUCAGAUGAAUCAAGUCACGCCUAUGACACCCAGUCGUUGACUGCUAGUGUAACGGAUUAUCCUAUUGAAAAUGGCAGGCGAUAUCACAAAUACCACGAGGGCUCGUACAUCUACCCCAAUGACGAGCGAGAGAUAGAUCGGCUGGACCUGCAGCAUCAUCUGUUCAAAAUGGCCCACGGCGAUAACCUGUAUUUUGCUCCCCUGCAGGAUCCCCGGCGGAUCCUUGACAUCGGGACAGGGUCAGGCAUCUGGCCGAUUGAAAUGGCGGCCUCCUUUCCCGACGCCGAGAUCAUCGGCACCGACCUGUCGCCCGUCCAGCCGACCGAAGUCCCCGAGAAUGUGCAUUUCCUCGUCGACGACGCCAUGGAGGAGGACUGGCUGUGGGACGAGGGCCACUUCGACUAUAUCCACGCGACGCACAUGUCCGGCUCACUCACCUCCUUCAAGGACCUCUUCCGCAAGGCCUUCCACCACCUCAAACCAGGCGGCUACCUGGAAUGCCAUGAGCUCGACCCCAUCCCCAAAUGUGACGACGGCACCAUGCCGCCCGAGAACCCGGACGGCUUCAGCGAAUACCCUCUCAUCGACUGGGUCGACCUGAGCAUCCGCUCCGGUCAGAUCUCCGACCCCCCGCGCCAGGUUCGCGUCGCCCACCGGCUCGCCCGCUGGAUGCGCGAGGUCGGCUUCGUCGACGUCCAGCAGCGCGUCACCCGUAUCCCCAUGAACGAAUGGCCGCCCGACCCGCACGAGCAGCAGGUCGGCGGCUGGGCUUGUGCAAACUGGCUCGAGGCCCUCUCCGGCUGGUCCUACAAACCCUUUAUGGCUCUCGGCUGGUCAAAGUCCGAGAUCGAGGUUUUCCUCGUCAGCGUCCGCAAGUGCAUCCAGAAUACCUCCAUCCACAGCUACACCGAGCUCUACGCCGUCACGGGCCGUAAACCUGCCCCUGGAGAAACAACGGACUCAUGACAAGACUCACAACACUGGCCCUCCCUUUUCUACUUCCUCCUUUCUCCUGGGAAUCAUUCUCGGGGUUUCCUCUUUCCUCUUUUUCUUUUUUUUACUGUCCUUUAGCCACAGCAUGAGAUACCACCAUGGAGACUAAAAGCAUGUAUUCGGGCUCUGGCGUGUCGGUUUCAUUUUUUCCCCACUAUCCUGGCUACCCCGUCUUAUAUAGCCAAUAACCAGUAUUUAUUAUUCUGAAGAAUUGAAGACUUUUUUUAGAGAG